Lonchura striata (white-rumped munia) is the source of this 423-nucleotide messenger RNA. It is a transcript of the gene NOP10, whose product is annotated as NOP10 ribonucleoprotein. Gene Ontology annotation, cellular component: box H/ACA snoRNP complex. Gene Ontology annotation, biological process: ribosome biogenesis; positive regulation of telomerase RNA localization to Cajal body; rRNA pseudouridine synthesis. NCBI's taxonomy places the organism in Eukaryota, Metazoa, Chordata, Aves, Passeriformes, Estrildidae. Gene Ontology annotation, molecular function: telomerase RNA binding; snoRNA binding. The record is from RefSeq and is a predicted model, not a curated record.
CCUUCUUUCCUUUUCUCUUGAGGCGACUUCCGGCCGGGUGCCGCGCUGGCGCCGCCAUGUUCCUGCAGUGCUACGAGAACGAGCGCGGGGAGCGCGUCUACACCCUGCGGAAGGUGUCCCCGGACGGGGUCCCCACUCGCUCGGCGCACCCCGCCCGCUUCUCCCCCGAUGAUAAAUUCUCCCGGCACCGCCUGGCCCUGAAGCGGCGCUUCGGGGUUUUGCCAACGCAGCGAGGCCGGACCGUGCUCUGAGGCACCGCAGAGAUCCGCUGCGGAGCCCCGAGAUGGCCCCGAGCUCCUGGGACGGAUCUCCGCCAUGAGAAAAGGUCAAAUCGCCAUGCCAGCGGACUGCACGGAAAUGGGGGGGAAAGGAACGUUUUAAAGAGGAGGAAAAAUGAAGUAUUAAAAGUCGAGGGUCUCUGAG